UCUCUCUCUCUCUUUUUUGGUUAAAAUAAGCAUGGGCUGGGGUCUGAGGAAUAGUUGACUGCGAAAACGUUGACGCCUGCGCAUUUUUUAUUAUAGAUAUUUAAUAUAUAACAUGUUUGUUAUAUCUAUUUUAAGGUUAAUUAAUCUUUUCUUUAUCACACUAACACUCAUAUUUGUUCCGAAACAGUGGAGUAUAUAUAAAUUGCUCUAAUUAGAUAAGUAGCAAAUAAAUGGAUUUUAAGGUUAACAUUAUCCAAUCCUUCCCCUAACUCAACACGUGGACACACACCCGACUUAAUCAGAUUUUGGUGUUCUAUGUAAUUUAAUCAAUGAAAAACCGUUUUCUUGAUUUCUAUUACCAUUAUCAUGUUUUAAAUUGUCAAAAGUUAAUCAUAUGUUUACUGUUAUAUUAAUAACCAGUGAAAAACCAUUUUCUUGAUUUUGAUUGUCAAAACUUGAUCGUCAAAUUUAUUUUUAUACCAUGGUGGUGGUCUCUUUCUACAAAUUAAAUCAUCCUUGUAAUUGCUCCAUUUUAGAUUUCUACUGAAUUUCCUUUGAUAACUUGUUGGCUGCUAUGUGUAUGUAGGUGCUGCCAGAAAUAAGAAUACUGAGCAAUGGAUGGUGCCAUGAUUAAACCUGAUGACACGGUUCCAGUCACGAAACACCUGGCCUACCUCGUUUCGUACAAAAAAUAUUUGAAGGACUUGCAUAGCAAAAUGAGGGAGUUGAAUUUUGCAAGAAUAGAUGUUAAACAGCACCUGAAUCGGAAUAGAAGAAGUAAUCUUGAGGUUCCAGCCCAAGUCGUGGAUUGGUUGGAAGAAGUAGAUAAGAUUAAUGCACAGGUGGAUAACGUUCCUAUUGAUGCUGGCAGUUCUCUCAAUCUCAUGAAUAGGCAUAAGCUAGGAAAGAAAGCCUUCAAGAUAAUUGAGGAGAUUGAAAGUCUCUUAAGACAACAAUCUUUGAUGGCUUGGAGUGAUGUACCAGUUCCUUUGGGAAAAGUUGAUUUCAUGAAGGCAUCCGCGUCAAGUGAUCACAAUGAAUUCCAAUCAAGAGAGCAGAUUUUUAUGGAUGCACUAAAAGCACUUGGACCAAAUAACACAUCCCACAUGAUAGCCUUAUCGGGGAUGGGUGGAGUGGGGAAGACGACAAUGGUGCAACGGUUGAAGAAGGUUGUGAAAGAUAAGAAGAUGUUCCAUUAUAUUGUCGAGGUGGUUGUAGGGGCAAACACUGACCCCAUUGCUAUCCAGGAUACUGUUGCAGAUUACCUCAGCAUAGAACUGAAAGGAAAUACGAGAGAUGCAAGGGCUUAUAAGCUUCGUGAAUGCUUUAAGGCCCUCUCUGGUGGAGGUAAGAUGAAGUUCCUAGUAAUUCUUGACGAUGUAUGGAGCCCUGUUGAUCUGGAUGAUAUCGGUUUAAGUUCUUUGCCAAAUCAAGGUGUUGACUUCAAGGUCUUGCUGACAUCACGCAACAGUGAUAUCUGCAUGAUGAUGGGAGCUAGUUUAAUUUUCAACCUCAAUAUGUUAACAGACGAGGAAGCACAUAAUUUUUUCCGUCGAUACGCAGAAAUUUCUUAUGAUGCUGAUCCCGAGCUUAUUAAGAUAGGAGAAGCUAUUGUAGAGAAGUGUGGUGGUUUACCCAUUGCCAUCAAAACUAUGGCCGUUACUCUUAGAAAUAAACGCAAAGAUGCAUGGAAAGAUGCACUUUCUCGUUUAGAGCACCGUGACACUCAUAAUGUUGUGGCUGAUGUUCUUAAAUUGAGCUACAGCAAUAUCCAAGACGAGGAGACUCGGUCGAUUUUUUUGCUAUGUGGUUUGUUUCCUGAAGACUUUGAUAUUCCUACCGAAGACUUAGUGAGGUAUGGAUGGGGAUUGAAAAUAUUUACCAGAGUGUAUACUAUGAGACAUGCAAGAAAAAGGUUGGACACGUGCAUUGAGCGGCUUAUGCAUGCCAACAUGUUGAUAAAAAGUGAUAAUGUUGGAUUUGUCAAGAUGCAUGAUCUGGUUCGUGCUUUUGUUUUGGGCAUGUUAUCUGAAGUCGAGCAUGCAUCAAUUGUCAACCAUGGGGAUAUGCCAGGGUGGUUUGAAACUGCAAAUGAUAAGAACAGCUUGUGCAAAAGAAUUUCAUUAACAUGCAAAGGUAUGUCUGCGAUUCCUGAAGACCUCACGUUUCCAAACCUCUCGAUCCUGAAAUUAAUGGAUGGAGACGAGUCACUGAGGUUUCCUGAAGGCUUUUAUGGAGAAAUGGAAAACCUUCAGGUUAUAUCAUAUGAUAACAUGAAGCAGCCAUUUCUUCCACAAUCACUUCAAUGCUCCAAUGUUCGAGUGCUUCAUCUCCAUCACUGCUCAUUAAUGUUUGAUUGCUCUUCUAUUGGAAAUCUUUUGAAUCUCGAGGUGCUCAGCAUUGCUAAUUCUGCCAUUAAAUUGUUACCCUCCACUAUUGGAGAUCUGAAGAAGCUAAGGCUCCUGGAUUUGACAAAUUGUGUUGGUCUCUGUAUAGCUAAUGGCGUCUUUAGAAAUUUGGUCAAACUUGAAGAGCUUUAUAUGAGAGUUGAUGAUCGAGAUUCGUUUUUUGUGAAAGCUGAUGACAGCAAGACCAUUAGCUUCAUGGAUGAUAACUACAAUGAGAUGGAAGAACGUUUAGAAAACAUUUCGGUAUUAGAAUUUGAGUUCUUUCAAAAUAGUGCUCAGCCGAAGAAUAUUUCGUUCGAUAAUCUUGAACAAUUCAAGAUCUCAGUGGGGCGUUCUUUGAAAGGGGCAUUCAGAAAGAGCAAACAGUCGUUUGAAAACACAUUACAGUUAGUCACCAACAAAAGAGAACUAUUGGGAUCUAGAAUGAAUGAGUUGUUUGAGAAAACGGAGAUGCUGUGUUUAAGUGUGGAUGAUAUGAAUGAUCUUGGAGAUAUUGAGGUGAAGUCUGUACAUCCUUCUCGAUUCUCUUCAUUCUACAAUGUAAGAGUCCUUGUCAUUUCCGAGUGUGUGGGGUUGAGAUACCUUUUCACACUUGCUGUGGCAAAAGAUUUGAAAAAUCUUGAGCAUCUCGAAGUUUACUCAUGCGAUAAUAUGGAAGAACUCAUACAUAGUGAGAAUGGUGGAGAAGAGACAAUUACAUUCCCCAAGUUGAAGUUUCUAUCUUUAAUUUGUCUACCAAAUCUGUUGGGCUUGUGCUGUAAUGCCAACAUAAUUGAGCUACCACAACUCUUGGAGUUGGGACUUGCCACCAUUCCAAAUUUCACAAGCAUUUAUCCGAAGAAUGAAUUGGCAACAUCUUGUUUGUUGAGGGAAUCGGUUGUCAUUCCUAAGUUGGAGAAACUGCAUAUUCGUCAUAUGGAGAAUUUGAAGGAGAUAUGGCCUUGUGAAUUGAGUACUAAUGAGAAUUUUAAUGAAUCGUUGUUGAAAGCUAUUGAAGUAACCGAUUGUGAUAAGCUUGUGGAUCUAUUUCCAUGCAAUCCCUUGCCAUUGUUGGAUAAUCUUCAAGAGCUUCAAGUACGGAGAUGUGGUUCCAUUGAAGUGUUAUUCAACAUCAACUUGGAUAGUGCUGGUGGGAUUGGAGAAGGCAGCAGCAAAAGCAGCCUGAGAAGCAUUGAAGUGAAUCAAUUAGGAAAACUAAGAGAGUUAUGGAGGAUAAAAGGUGCAAAUAGCUCUGGCCUCCUCAUCGGUGGCUUUCAAGCUGUUGAAUACAUAGAGAUCACAAAAUGUAAGAGCUUUAGAAAUGUAUUCACACCAACCACCACCAAUUUUGAUCUGCGGGCACUUAAGGAGAUCUGGAUAAAUAAUAACGGAGAAAAUAGGUGUAACAAUAAUUUGAUGGAGAGUAGCCAACAAGAGCAAGAGAUUAUUGUUAUAUCAAAUGAAGACACAUCAAAAGUCGGUGACUGCAUUCCAAAUGUUGUAUUUCCUUCCUAUCUCGUACAUUCUUUUCCUAACCUACAUCAACUUAAGCUGUGGAAUUUUAAUGAAGUGGAGGUGGUGUUUGAGAUUGAGCCAAGAAGUAGAGAAUUGGUAACAACUCACGAUAAUCAACAACAACUACUUCCCUACCUCAAGGAAUUGGAUAUAAGGCAUAUGGACAACAUGAAUCAUGUGUGGAAGUGUAAUUGGAAUAAAUUUUUAAUCCUUCAAGAACAAAAAUCAAAACCAUCAUUCCACAACCUCACAACCAUACACAUAAGUUCAUGCACAAACAUUAAGUAUUUGUUUUCACCUCUCAUGGCAAAACUUCUUUCAAACCUAAAGAAUGUCAACAUAGCAAUUUGUGAUGCUAUUGAAGAAGUUGUUUCAAAUAGAGAUGAUGAAGAUGAAGAAGACACUAGAUCUAUCCACAAAAGCACCGCUUUUUUUCCGUAUCUUGAUUUUCUCACUCUUGCUUGCCUAAGCAAUCUCAAGUAUAUUGGUGGUGGUGGUGCCAAGCAUAGGAGCAAUGAAUCAUCUUCCAAUAAUACCACUACAAGGACCGUCAUUUCUGAUGAAUCCAAGGUCGAUGGUGUCUCUUGGUCCUUAUGCCAAUACCCUAGAGUGAUAAGUAUAGUAGAGUGUGAUUCAUUGUCAACUGUGAUUCCGUCUUAUGCACUAAGACAUAUGCAAAAGCUUGAAGCGCUGAAGAUAGAGUCUUGCAAGUCAGUGAAGGAGGUAUUCGAAGGAAAUAGUGGUACACAAAGACUAAGCAAUGUUAUUAUGCUUCAACUUCCCAAGCUGAAGAAAUUGGAAAUUAAAGAUUGCGACCUUGUGGAACACAUAUUCACAUUUUCGGCCCUUGGAAGCCUCAUACAACUCGAAGAGUUAAUGAUAGAAGAUUGCAAGGAAAUGGAAGUGAUUAUAAAGGAAGAACAUGGAGAGAAAACAACAGCAUCUAAUGUUGUGGUCUUUCCUCGUCUCAAGUCCAUUAAACUGGUGAACCUACCAUACCUCCAGGGUUUCUUCUUGGGAAUGAAUGAGUUCAAGUGGCCUUCUUUGGAUAAUGUUGCAAUCCGUGAUUGCCCAGAAAUGACGGUGUUCACACGUGGUAGGUCGAUGGCUCCACAACUCAAGUCCAUACAAAGAAGCUUAGGCAAAGAUAUUGAUGAAUGUGACCUUAACUUUCAUCAGACCCCAUUACGGAGUUUAGGCAAUACUUUGGAAGUGAUACCUCUGCCUGUUCAUGAUGAGAACAGAAUACAUCUGGAAAAUGAUGUAUCUACCAAAAAGAUUAUUCCAUGGAGUGCGUUGCAAAAACUGCAAAUGCUGAAAGAGAUUCAUGUAUGGAGCUGUAAUGUGGUAGAGGAGGUAUUUGAAGCAUUGGAAGGGACAAAUAGUGGUUCUGGUGAAUCACAAACCGUUGUGAAUCUUCCAAACCUGACAAAAGUGGAGUUAGUGUUUCUAAAAAAUCUCCGGUAUAUAUGGAAGAGCAAUCAAUGGACCAUAUUUGAGUUUCCAAACCUAAAAAGAGUCUCUAUUUCUCAUUGUCAUUUGUUAGAACACCUUUUUACUAGUUCCAUGAUUGGUAGUCUCUUGCAACUCCAAGAGCUACAUAUUAGUUGCUGCAACAAUAUGCAGGUAGUUGUUAAGGAUGAAAAUGUUGUAGAAAAAGAGGAAAAAUCUCUCAGAAAAAUGAAUGAGAUUAUGUUACCUCAUCUAAAGUCCUUAAUACUUGAUGAACUUCCAAGUCUUAGAGGGUUUUGCUUAGGGAAGAAGGAUUUUUGUUUGCCAUUAUUGGAUACUUUGAGAAUCGAAAGAUGUGGAGCAAUAACAGAUUUUCGUUUCAUCAAGGGAUAUUCGGCUACUCUUGAGCUAAAAGAAACAGAAUCAAGUCUUGGCUCAUAGUAUGUAGGGGAAACCACCAACUCCUUUAUAAAGAUCAAACAAGAUUACAAGAGGAAUCCAAAGGAGAUACCAUAUAUUAUAGAUCAUGAUGAUGCCAAUUGGGAAUAUUGCGUUGGAUUACAAGUUUAGACCCCUUUUGCUUCCAAGGAUAGUAUGAGAAACAAAAGGAGACAAGUUAUGAAAAUUUUCAACCAUUCCAUGUCUUUGAAAAUGGUGGUAAUAGUCCUUGUGUAGUUCUACCUUAUAGUACUUGAUUCUUUUCACGGUAGUCUUCAACCAAAAAUAUCGCAUAAUUGUUUCUCAUGAUUCUUAUGUUACACUAUUAUUAUUGGUGUAUUAUUUUUGAGCCAUAGCCUGCCUUAGGCCGAUCUCGCAUGUA
Messenger RNA from Lactuca sativa (garden lettuce), 6174 nucleotides. Lineage: Eukaryota; Viridiplantae; Streptophyta; Magnoliopsida; Asterales; Asteraceae. The record is from RefSeq and is a predicted model, not a curated record.